Molecule: messenger RNA, 481 nt
Organism: Bicyclus anynana (squinting bush brown)
Lineage: Eukaryota; Metazoa; Arthropoda; Insecta; Lepidoptera; Nymphalidae
Gene: ND-MLRQ
Product: cytochrome c oxidase subunit NDUFA4
Exons: 3
Coding region: 161-406 (81 amino acids)
Source: RefSeq, a predicted model, not a curated record
AAAAGUGGCAACACUAACACUGAAGUUGUCAACUUGUGUUUGUCAUUUUUUGUCGAUAAAUUUUCGUCUGCAACGCAAAAUCGCAAACUCAAAUAAAAUCAAUUUUGCAUUCCAGACAGUGUUUAAUUUUGAGUUUAUUGAGUAAAUCUAAAAUAUCAGAAUGGAAGGAUUGACUAUUAAGAGUUUGAAGAAACACAAGGCUUUGAUUCCACUGUAUGUUUGUGUGGGCUUGGGAUGCGGGAUGGCAGUGCUGUACACACUUCGCCUGGCUACUCGCAACCCUGAUGUCUCAUGGAACAAGCGUACAAACCCUGAGCCCUGGCAGGAGUACAAGGACAAGCAGUACAAGUUCUACUCGCCCAACAUAGAUUACUCCAAGACACCGUCGCCUGCUCCUAAGUUCUAAGUCAAACUAUUGAAUACAAGCAGUGUUAUAAUAUUUAGAACAUUUUAUUUAAUAAAUAGUGCUAUGUGAUAAUUU